This is a messenger RNA of Cavia porcellus (domestic guinea pig), 2091 nucleotides long. RefSeq names its product Z-DNA binding protein 1 (gene Zbp1). NCBI's taxonomy places the organism in Eukaryota, Metazoa, Chordata, Mammalia, Rodentia, Caviidae. Gene Ontology annotation, molecular function: double-stranded RNA adenosine deaminase activity; RNA binding; DNA binding. The transcript is spliced from 8 exons. The record is from RefSeq and is a predicted model, not a curated record. Gene Ontology annotation, biological process: positive regulation of type I interferon-mediated signaling pathway. Gene Ontology annotation, cellular component: nucleus. Bases 519 to 1763 code for a protein of 414 amino acids.
CUGCACACAAGUUUCAUUUUCUUUUUCCUUGGAGCGGAUGGAGGCAGGCGGCUGGGACUCUUUCCGCACUGUAAGCAGCUGAUACCGGCCCGGCUGAGCGGGGACGCCUUCCCUUGUGGUUCUGAGGUGCUAGAGGUGCAAGGCUCAGUCAGCCUUGUCCCAGGCCACCUGCCCAAGGCUGCAGUGCAGAGACCAGCUGCACCCCAGGGCCACUGGGCUCCUUGCCACCACUGUCGGCAUGGCUGAGGCCCCUGCGGACCCCAGCGCAGGAGCUCCUGCAGUGUGCACAGCCCGAAGAUGAGAGAGCCAGGCCAGCAGCAGGAGUCCCUCGUGGUCAGUCUUCAGAGGUCCCCCAUACAGGCCACACCCCGUACGGCUGGGGGACAGCUUCCCAGAGGAGACGGCAUCUGAGCAAGACCAGGGAUGGACACCGGGCAGGUGGAUGGGAGCUCGGCUCCAAGGGCAAGGACCAGCUGGAGCAGAAGAUCCUGCAGGCCCUGAGGAAGGCCGGCUCCCCGAUGCGCACGCCGCUGCUCGUGAGGGAAUGUCAGGUGCCCAAGCAGCAGCUCAACCGGGUCCUCUACCAGAUGCUGAAGGAGUCCAAAGUCUCUCUCGUGGCCCCUGCGACCUGGAGCUUGGGCGGGGGUGAUCCUGGUGCCCUGGUUCCCGCACAGCCAGCCCAGCCCAGCAUCGCCCAGAAGCACCAGCAAGACUCAGCUGCCACCUCCGAGGGUCCCGGCCCCCAGCUCAGCGGCCUCCAGCAAAGGAUCUACAGGUUUCUGGAGGCCAACGGGCCCUCCAGGGCCCUGCACAUCGCCAAGGCCCUGGGCCUGGUGACGGCGAAGGACGUGAACCCAGACUUGUACAAGAUGAGCAGUAAACGCCUUCUGAGCUGUGAUGAGAAGACCAAAGAGUGGAAGGUCUGUGGAGCAGAAGAUUCCGGAAGAAGAAAUCUGUCAGCCACCGUGGUUUACCAGCAGAAUCCAAUCAACAUGAUAUAUCAGAGCCAAGUCUCUAUUGCGAACUCAGAAGCCACACAGAUUGGACAUGGGAAUGUCAUAGUGAAACAGGAGAAGAACGGUGCCGUGUCGCCUCGCCGCCCCCCGCCAGUGGUGCCGGAGGACUCCUGGGGACCCCAGAACAUCCACAUGGAGCGCUCCAUGCUCCGGAGGGUGCAGGUGGGGCACGGCAACAAGAUGGAGCUGCUCGGAGUCCCGUCCGGAGGCCCCGCCUGCAGCCCCUCCAGAGGCCCGCCAGAGGGGGAUCCCAGCGCGGGCUUCCAAGGCAUGCCCUCCCGGCUGAGGGUCCCGCAUGCACAUGGACGGCAUCACACACGGGCACAGUGCAGCCCUUUCAGUGCCAACCGCCCGGGCAUCAGCCCAGCCACCCACCCACCAUCCAACGCCGUCAGCCCCGGCUCCUGGGUGCUAGCAGCCUUCCUGCCGCUCAGAGCCAGCACUGCCCACAGGUCUCAGGGACUCUUCAGCCGCGAGAGGCAGCCACUGUCGGUGAUUCUCCACGACCCUAUCACUGUGUGGCUGCUGGACACUUUCAGCAUUAGCCAUCCCCACUGCUGGCCACUUUGGAGCCCAGCUCGGCAGAUUCUGCUUGAGGCAGGAACCACGAAGAGACUGACGCAUGCACCUGGAGGGCUUCCCCAGCAUGUGUGCUACAGCACGGGGGGAACUGUGUGGACUGAACCGGGAGGGACCCAGGGUGGCCGGGAGGCCUGCAUCCAGCGGUCGUCAGCUCCAGGGGGCUGAGGAGGCUGCAGAGGACUCGGCAGAGUCACCCAGGGUGGGACUGUAGCUGCUCACACCUAAUGCUGACCCCUGCCGGAGCACGCACGGGGUCCCCACGGCGAGGAAGAUGCCGGGCAUCCACAGGAUACAGGAGCUUUUAGGGAGCACUCACCAGCCUUUCUCUGACCCGCAGUCUCGGCUACUGCUGCUGGUGCAGAUGCCUGCUUUGAAGCCCAAGUGCCGGAGCCGGGCUCUCACCCUGAGGGGCACAGGGUCCAGAGAAUUCGCAUCAAAUCCUGCCAUCUUGAGGAUGCCGCCAUCGGCAACAGGAACAAGAUGACCGUCAGCG